AAGCGAUGGUGUGUGAACUACUCAAUGGACGUGAGCCGCCUGUCAGCAAAGUACUGUCAACCAGCCAAUCAUAUGCAAGCCUCUGAGCUUACCUGAGCGGAGUAAAUCCGCCAUGAUCCAAAGGGAGGAGGCUCCAGUUAAUAAUGACCUAGAGGAAGAAUCUGUACAGGUCUCCAUCCCUGUACCAAGCCGCACUGACCCACACCUCCGCGUUGCCUCUUGGAUACUGACCAGCGACUUUACUGGAAACUCUAACCUAUCGUUGGACGAAUUUAAUACUUCAUAUGACGUUACCGAUUCUAGCCGGAAGUGCCGGGCCUUCAUUCGCGAUACGACCAAUGUGCGGGACAUAUACAGAGAACGGGAAGACUUCACCGCUGAUCAGCGACUUGGGACACUCAAUGCGGGGAGAGACCCCAGUCUAGGUCCUGAAGAACAGGGUGACUUAAAAAGCUGGCGGGAAGUGAGGUGUCCCGGAAAGCAAGCAGCGUUAAAAAGAGGUUAUCGAAGAAUGCUCGCUGUAUUGGAAGGAGUCAGGGUGUUUGGGAAGAGAGUUGCCCACGGGAUGAUCGGCAGAUGUGUGGAUGCCAUGAACUAGAAUACUGGCUGCUUCAAAGUCAUCAUGAACAAUCAGUAUUGUUUGGAAACUUUCAUCCUCCAUUAUAGCGGCAGCUGAACGUUUCACUUUUGUUCUGUUUAAUGUACCGAUACACAUAUCAUACACACCACUGAUGUUUUACGCGUAUUAUCGCAGACCAUCAACAUUAUAUUGAUAACGCAGUGUUGAAUACGCCACUGAAUUUCGCAUACAACUAACGAUGACGUAUAUGUACCUUGUUCAUGUGGC
Liolophura sinensis is the source of this 847-nucleotide messenger RNA. RefSeq lists its product as uncharacterized. The transcript is spliced from 2 exons. The coding region runs from base 113 to 598 and encodes 161 amino acids. The record is from RefSeq and is a predicted model, not a curated record. Lineage: Eukaryota; Metazoa; Mollusca; Polyplacophora; Chitonida; Chitonidae.